Messenger RNA from Haliotis rufescens (red abalone), 2234 nucleotides. Its product is annotated as protein FAM181B-like. The transcript has a single exon. Bases 581 to 1675 code for a protein of 364 amino acids. The record is from RefSeq and is a predicted model, not a curated record. Lineage: Eukaryota; Metazoa; Mollusca; Gastropoda; Lepetellida; Haliotidae.
GUCACAUGACUAGUCUCUACCCGCUUACAGCAGGCGUGAGCACGAGAGUCGCAGACGACAAUCUGUCAACUUCAUCCCGGGUCUACACUUGGACCAGUCAAUCAAGCGUCACAUUUGUGUUUGCUUUGCGGUGUUGGGAUAAAAAAGGGCACAGUGAAGCCAAGCCAAGGAGGAGUGAUCGCCAAAUCUGGACGACCAAUCCGGUUGACUGACGGUCCCAUAAAGAGACCGAGGAUUAGUGUGGACGUUUACAAUAAUCUUAUUUUGAAAGGUUAAUUUAUUUCCACCCAUAGCUAUUUAUACGUUGUGGGAAGUCAACACCAGGUUUGAUCACUCAAUACCGUGACAGCCUUACUUGAGAUCAAGCGUGCACUUUCCUCGAGGAUUUUCCUGGUUCGGUCGACCACAGUGGCUCUUAAAACUUAUUUUGUGACAUGUGAUGUUUCCUAGUUUUGAUCACGGCUAACUAAGUGGAAGUCCUGUCUGUCACACUGGCUAAGUGACUGUGACUGUGCUGACAUACGACUUGUGGACAUAUGAUCUAAAUCUCUCGUUGAAUCCUGAAAGAGAAGAUUUCAAAAUGACAAGCUUGAUGACACCACCCAUGAACCUCGAUUCUGAGAUGCAGGAGAGGGAUGACACUGCGAAUUUGUUGAAUUUUGUUGACAUGGCAUCAAGUAACAUUAAACUUGCUCUGGACAGACCUUCCAAGUCAAAAAGGAAGGUUAACCAUAGAAAGUACCUUCAGAAGCAACUGAAACGAUGCGGGGGUUCUCCGAGACGCUCCGGAGAAAGCAGAACUAGUGUUGUGAACAGUGUGCCUUCAAGUACCAAAUCUAACAAGAAAGAAACGUCACAGAUUGGUAUACAGAUUAAAUCUCUCCAAGCUCUGUUUGACCCCCGGACGCUACAUGAACGUUGCUGUACAGAUCAACCGAAGUCAACUGGUCCAAAGCAACCUCUGAGAAGUCGAAAUCUACCGGCAUCAUUUUUCACGGAGCCUGGUGCAAGAACCGGGGACCGAGAUGGUCUGGACGUUGUCGACCCUGCAAUGCCACCGUUAGCGUUAGCAACGUUUAAUACGUUAGGGUUCGAUCCUGCCUUAAACCCAUACCCAUCCUUGCCUGCUGACACGAUUGAGAGUAUCUUGGGGCAGACUGACAUCAGUGAUUUGUUAUCGGGGUCUUGGCAGGACCCCCCACGUGACGCGGCCCGGACCCCUGGGAGUGUUGGGACAUGUAGUCCAAGAUCAUUCUCAGACUCGUCGGAAACCUACUGCAGUUCGUCUCCCGAUCUCUCAAACCGAAGCCCGUCAUGGCCGUGCUCAAACUCAAAUAUGGCGGCAAAUUUCAUGCAGUCCACUGAAGAAAAUGUCAACAACUUCAACGUCUAUCAACAACACCAACAGUCUCAGCACCAUCAUCACAUACACCAACAACAACCGCAACACAACAAUAACGAACGUUUCCAUCUGAACUUUAAUCAAAUCGCUCCUGUUUCAUUGGAAAGUGAGAGCCAGUACCCUCACCAGCAGACGAUGUCCGGAAUGUCGUCUGCCACAUCAUUGCCCGGAUUCCAUCAGACAUUUCCAAACUCUUUCGCAGUGCGCCAAGGCAAUGCGAUCCCUUCAUCGUGGCAGGGAGUAAACAUAGAGCCAAACUAUACAUAUUUAUAAUUUGGUUGUGAUCCAGGUACUACAUAUUUGCAAUGACGAACUGCCAUUUUGAAACUGUGCCAUAAUUCAUUUGUGCAAGACGUAUCAACGACUCGUUCGUUUCACGGAGCGAAGAAUUUGCUUUCCCUAGCUUUUACGUCGAACGUCAUUAAGGUAUAUAUUUAUAUUUGUAGAAUACUUUAUUAAUUUGACGAAUUCAGGAUAAACUGACUUAUCAUCCGGUUCAUAUUGAUCAUUGGAACAAAUAAUAUGUAUUCAAAUGUAACAUGUGUCUUUACAUGACAUGUCCAUGACAUUUGAUCUAAAUGUAUUUCGGGAUACAUAUUACGCAAUAUUAAGCAUACGCUUCAUUGUACAUUACACAUUAAGUAAACUAUUGCACCAUCGGUGACCGCUUGUGGUGAUAGGGGAAAUUGUUUCCUAUGAAAAUAGAUCCCACGUCAUUUCUCAUCGUGAACAAGAUGCACUUGUAGCUUUCUCACAUUUUCAUAACCAACGACCUCCGCAUGUGAUAUUACAUUGUGAAUAUAUUUAUGAAUAAAUCAUGUGAAUAUUUAUA